GUAGCCUGGAUUGGGGAAGUGAGUCGGUUCUGCAUCUGAGAAAAUGUGCUUUAAAUCGUUGGAACAUUUGCCGUGUUGGUAUAUGACUACCCGCACAAUGAUUGUUAAAUGUGAAGUAUCUGUUAUGUUAUCAACGUUUGCAUGGAGGACACACGUCGUGUGGACGCAUCUAAAAAUGUCGCCGUGUUGUUUGAUAUGGGAUCAUCGAGAACAAGUGCCGGAGUCAAGAUGGCGGCGCAACAUAUUGCUGUGGGAAACGAUCUGAGACUUAUGAACAGGUAAAGCGAUCAUAAAUUGUAACGAUUACAGCAAGGGGGCUCUAUAAUUUGGUAACGGAUAAGAAUUUUAUUCAGAUGAAGAAAGAGACAGUGGUCCACUUUCUGGGGAAGAUUGUUAAAAAGAAAAUGUUCUGCAUGAUGGUUCAUUAUUUUGCCUGAAAAAGCUAACGUUGGCCACCGACAACGUUAAAAUUGUAUGUAAAUUAUACUUUCAUGUAAUUACUAAUACUUUGCCAUACGCGACUCGUUCUUUGGAUGGCGCUUUUUACCGUCUGUCAAAGCACUGCAGUGCUCUUUAUUUAGCUGUUAACGACUUUUUUUUGUAUCUGCUGUAUAUUGUAUCGAUGUCAAGUAUACCGACGCUGAACGUCAACAGUAUUAAAUUUGUUCUUUCAGUUAAAAGAACGACUCACCCCCUUUACGAAAAUGGAGUGAUCCAAUUAUGACGUGCAGGGGGAUUCCCCCUUGUCAUUUUCCCUGCAACUUUCCCCGCGCUUGCGCCGCCAGCUGAUCGAGUGACAAAACGUGACGUGCCGGCUUGUAAUAUUUCCCGUAUGAUUUUACACUAAUAUCUUAUCUUUAAACGGCCGUCUUCCGACCACAAUGACUGGCAAGUGUUCCAAGUGUCGUGUAGUCGCAUGUCAGAGGUGUAAACCUCCUCGGUCACGAUCACGUCGGAAAAGGCGCCCGCCGAUCAAGGUUCGUCUUCCAUCCAAGACAUGGAAAGUCGACGUCGCCAUCUUGGUUCUCAGCAUUGGGCCGGCGGUCGUUACGUCCAGUGCGGUUCCUGUGGAGACUGCAGGUGCUUCCAACCCCCCAGACUUCUGCCCAACAGAACCCACCUAUCCUCACCCUUUCAUAUCUAGAUUACAGUGUAAGCUCUGCGCACCAGGUCAGUAUGUGGAACACCACUGUACUAGUACCACCAGCAGCCAGAGCUCGUGUGUCGCCUGUCCACCCCGGAAGUACCAGCCGUGCCCCAGCAGUAACAUCCGCUGCCACCCCUGCAGUGACUGUGGGGACUUCCUUGUGGAUGACGGGAGGUUUGGCCCCCCGCGGGAACCCUGCUCUCCGACCCAGGACAACAUCUGCCACUGUCCGCAGGACAAGUACUGGAGCCUGGAAGAUCCAGGAUGUAAGAUGACAAACUCGUGUGGCCCAGGGGAAGGAGUGGCACAUCAAGCCACCUACAAGAGUGAUACCGUCUGCAUCACCUGCCAGGAUGGCUUCUACUCCAACGAGACAUCUCAUGUCCAGGUGUGUGCUGAGUGCAGGAGGUGUGAGGAGGAAGGGUUGGAGACAUUACAACCCUGCAGCACAACCAGUGAUGCUGUCUGUAGUACCGACGGUAGUAGUGCACCACCCUCACCAGACCCUCUGCCCUCAUCACAAAUCCAAGACGCCGGGUUAGAAUGGUGGAAGAUAUUUCUCAUUGCAUUAGCAGCAACUUGUCUGCUUGUCGGUAUUAUUCUUUUGAUUAUAUGGAAGAGGAGAAGAAACGGGGCUGUCCCAAACAACACUGCAAAUUGUGCUGCUCAGGUCAACGUCACCUACAACACUAGAAAUGGAGUUGUUUAUACUGCUGUCUCACAGGGCCCUUUCAAUUCUGCUGUCCCUGCUACUAUACCUGCUAAUGCUGCUGUCCCUGGUGCUGCUGUUCCCCCUUCUGCAAAUGGUGCUGUCCUUGUUGCUGCUGUUCACCCUUCUGCAAAUGGUGCUGUCCCUGGUGCUGCUCAUCCCCCUUCUUCUGCAAAUGGUGCUGUCCCUGGUGCUGCUCAUCCCCCUUCUUCUGCAAAUGGUGCUGUCCCUGGUGCUGCUAUUCCCCCCUUUUCAAAUGCUGCUAUCUCCUCUUGUUCUGCAAAUGGUGCUGUCCCUAGUACAGCUGUUCGCCCUUCUUCUGCAAAUGGUGUUGUCUCUGGUGCUGCUGUCCCACUGGCCUCUCAAAAUGGUGUUGCUAUCCCAUCUUCAUCUGUCAAUGGUGCCAUCCAUGGUGCUGUUCCCUAUCCUCCUUCCUGUGUUGCUGUCCCCCCACCUUCUGCAAAUGGAGCUGCUUAUGCUGCUGUAUUUGAUGGUAUUAGAUCGGAACAGCAAAAGGACAACUGCAACCCUGCUGCUCAGAAUAGCAGUGCUAUCAUUGGUCAACCGAGCAGUGCUGUCAUUGGCCAGCAGCCAAGCAGUGCUAUGCAAUGUGAACAGCCUGAAAGCAAUGCUAACAGCUGGCCAGCCAGGUCAGCUUCAACUGACCAGCCACAGUGCUCAGCAGUUCCCAGACAGCUUGUCAGCAUUCAGCAGCCAAGUAGUGCAGCUGGCUCAGGACAGCCAUCCACGACCAUCACAGCUUGUCAGCCAAGUAGUGCUGUCUACAGUGCUGUCCCCAGUGCUGGUCCAACUAGGAGCCAAAACAUGCAGCAGGGAGCUGAUGGGUCCAACAAUGACAGUGCAAAUCCAGAUUCCUGGACUGACCCAAAGGCUACCAUUCAAGGAUGCCCUGUGCCAGACACCCAUGACCCAGAGGGCAACACAAAGGAUUUGAAUCAAAAGGAUGCUCACGAUGCUGUUGAGGAACUGCCUGUACACAACAACAGGUCGAGGUCCUCAUCAAGAGAUGUUGAUGCCGUCCAGGAUUCCAAAGACCCACCAAACAAUGCAGAUGAUGCCUUGGAAAAGGAGGCCAGAGAACCUGUACAGGAUACAGAACUGGAAGGUGCCGCUGGGCCACUGCAGGCACGUCAGGGUCCCUACGGGUCAAGCAAUGAGAACAUCCCUGCAGCUGCUGUAACUCACAGAUAGUAAUAUAGACCAUAGAACUGAAACUUUGUUCCUGC
Molecule: messenger RNA, 3103 nt
Organism: Branchiostoma floridae (Florida lancelet)
Lineage: Eukaryota; Metazoa; Chordata; Leptocardii; Amphioxiformes; Branchiostomatidae
Exons: 10
Coding region: 882-3068 (728 amino acids)
Molecular function (GO): protein binding
Source: RefSeq, a predicted model, not a curated record